CUUCAUUGGGAAUCAUGAUAAAAUAACCCUUAAACUUCGCACUCCAUGAGAUGUUAUUCCAAUUGAUUGACUGUGUUAUUACCUGAGAAAUAAAGGCCAAAACUACAAGACAACAUUAACACUACUUGAAAAGACGGCAAAAUCAGCGAUGUCAUGCGGCCGCUUGACAGAGACCGAUAAAGAGCAACUGGAGACAUGGAUCGGCGGCAGUCCGAAGAAGUUCACGCUCUUGUACAGCUUCACUAACGACGGCUGCGACGUGGCCACAUUCCACCAGAAAUGCAACAACCAGGGGCCCACGGUCACCGUGCUCUAUAACCCAAAGGGGUCUGUCUAUGGAGGGUUUGCAAGUGUUGGCUGGGAAAGCUCAUAUACCUGGUCUGUGGAUAAUGCCGCCUAUCUCUUUCAGCUGAAGUUUUCAGGUUUAAGGAAAUGUAAUAGGUUUCCGGCAAAACCGGGCUGUAACACUGUGAUCUCGAGUCCAGAUCAUGGGCCUGCGUUUGGUCCUGGGGGUUGUGAUUUAAAUCCAUUCUGCUCAAAAGCGCCGUGUUUGAAUGGCAUUUUUAAACUUAAUGGCAAUAUGAAUACAUUUGGCACAAACUUCGACACUGCUGGCCUUCAAUCAGCGGAUAUCAAUAACGGCACUAUGGACGUCACCGAGCUGGAAGUGUAUAAAGUUACAGAUGGCGUUAGACUCAAGACGGUGGAGACACAGACGGAACAAUGCUGCCUGGAGUCCGCGAAGUUUUGGAGGAAAACGCCGGACUGGAACCAAAAGCUCGCCGAGUUAUUAUGUAAAGAACUGGGGUGCUACCAGGGCCCGGUGGAAUCAGCGCCCGGCGAUGUACGUAUUCUCUUGCUAGGGCCUGUAGGCUCGGGGAAGUCCGGCUUCGUUAACACUGUCCAGUCGGCCUUUUCCGAAAGGCUCCGACAGAUAGCGCAGGUUGGAAUCGGCGAGAACAGUUUUACCACGCAGUACAAGCCCUACAGGCUACGGACAAGGUCAGGCGCCAACCCAAACAUCCGGCUUUGUGACAUCCCGGGGGUAAGGCGGGGAUGGGGCCUAGACGCCACAGAACUGGGAUUUCUUCUGGAUGGCAACAUUCCGGAACAUUACACAUUCCAUCCGAGCGUGCAUUGCUCGACCCGGAGUCCGGGUUUUGUGUGCAAGCCUCCCCGGGGCCGAGAGGUUCACUGUGUGGCCCUGGUGGUUGAUUCAGCACCGGAUAUGGAUGCCGAGACUGCUGAUUGGCUGAAGACAUUCACACGCAUCGUCAAUGAGAGAAGCAUUCCUCUCGCAAUUUUGCUGACCAAAAUUGACCUUGCAUGCCCGACACUGGCCGAGGACCUUUCUGGUGUAUUUAAAAGCCAGGUAAUUGAAACAAAAGUUAACAAAGCGUCGUCAAUAUUUGGAGUCCCGAGAAACAAUGUCUGGCCCGUGAAAAACUACGAGAACGAGGCUUGCGUUGACGAUGACGUCACUAUUCUAUCGCUACUCGCACUGCAGCGAUUGGUCCAUUUGGCGGAGGAUUACAUAGAGGGACAGGAAAUCGGUAUCACAGAGCGGGAUGAGGAGGGAAACGGCAGGGAUCACGCUGGGGAAAUCGUAGAGUCAGAUACUGCAUAAGUUAAAGGCGAUGAGACUUAUUUUAUGUUGCGACUGAUGUGUUUGCUGAUUUGCAUGGUAAUAUUACGGUUUGAAUGGUGUAAGGUUCAUGAGACUGGCCAGAGCCAGGGUUUCAAUGAGUUUUACACUGCAUAUGAAUGUCAUUCAUUCUCGUACCAAUUAUACGACGAAUCACCUGGACCUUCAUGUAGUCAUAAAGCAUUAUUUUUAGGGACUCCAUCAUACACUGGUUGUAUAGAAUCUGGUUUGUAGUUUAGUUUAAGUGAUUAUCAUGCUCAAAGAUUUUCCAACGCUUGGAUACACCUUUCAAAAAAGUGUUUAUUAGAUGCAAUUUUAACACGUUUGAUAUAUGAUAUUAUCAGAGUUUUUGUACUGAAUUAUAGUAUGUAACCCUAACCAUAUAUACAUUUAUAUUGUAUAUAUAUAUAUAUAUAUAUAUCAAAAUCUAACCUUAUACAUAUCCGUAUUUAGAACAUAGUAUCGAACUUCCUUUAAAAAGCGGGGGGAGGGGGUGACAUUCACAUUGAUGAAAGUAACUGUACGUUUCACUCAGUACAUUUAAGUCACUAUCAUUAAAAGAGAAACAAUAUAAGUGGAGACUGUCUGUUUUUGUUGAGUAGAUUAUGAAGUUAAGUAUAAAUUGUUCAAACUUUGUAAAGCAAGGACUCAAGAAACCUAUGUGUAUAGAUGUUUCACCAUUACUUUAAGGCAAUAUUCUGCACUUUCUUUAGGUGAUAGUGUAUCUUGUCAACCCGAGGGAACACUGUCGACCAAGACUUUUCAAAAAAAACCUAUAUUUAUAUAAUAAACUCUGUGACCUUUGGUCUUAUUUGUU
Mya arenaria is the source of this 2462-nucleotide messenger RNA. RefSeq names its product interferon-induced protein 44-like. NCBI's taxonomy places the organism in Eukaryota, Metazoa, Mollusca, Bivalvia, Myida, Myidae. The coding region runs from base 149 to 1627 and encodes 492 amino acids. The record is from RefSeq and is a predicted model, not a curated record. The transcript is spliced from 7 exons.